Messenger RNA from Vespa crabro (European hornet), 6197 nucleotides. RefSeq lists its product as uncharacterized. The transcript has 10 exons. Gene Ontology annotation, biological process: regulation of transcription by RNA polymerase II; canonical Wnt signaling pathway. The coding region runs from base 1750 to 5577 and encodes 1275 amino acids. Gene Ontology annotation, molecular function: DNA-binding transcription factor activity, RNA polymerase II-specific; RNA polymerase II cis-regulatory region sequence-specific DNA binding. Gene Ontology annotation, cellular component: beta-catenin-TCF complex. NCBI's taxonomy places the organism in Eukaryota, Metazoa, Arthropoda, Insecta, Hymenoptera, Vespidae. The record is from RefSeq and is a predicted model, not a curated record.
AGGAAGUUAGCCAUUCGUUCUAAUCGUAAAAUAUUCGUAUAAUAAUAAUAUAUCUGAGAUUUCUAACUGAUACGAAUAAAACAGUAGGUCUGUUCUCUAUUGGUCUCGUUAGUGCAAAGAUAAAGCUGUUGAACUCGUUCGAAUAACGCUCGCGGCAUAGUAUCUCUCUCUCUUUCUCUCUCUCUCUCUCUCUCUCUCUCCCUCUCUUUCUUUUGUAGUAUAGAAACGUCAUCGUAUUGAGAGCAGAGCACGGUACGAGCUUCUAUGUCCGCACGGGAACGCGAACAGAUCGAUUACCGUAUUGGCGGUAGGAGUGCGCGUAGAGCCACGUACCGCAACUACGUGACAAAUAUUAUCACGAUCGACCUAUGCGUAGCGUUUGAUGUGGACGGGUUUAUGAAAGGCCAGCGCGCCUAUAAUCAUGCCUCCGCGAACGCCGAAGAACAAAUCCGAUUUGUGUCAGCUAUGAAUCCAGAUCUUGUUCGAUUCAUUUUCAUUUAAUCUGACCAGAUAUUCCCUUUAAACUGAAUAAUUGCGAUAAUAAACAAUGUUGUUACAACGAACAGAAAUCGGUCUAUUAAAGCCAUCAAGAAUGUAUCAUCAGAGAUAUAUUUAACAGAUCACAGUAUCAAGGACGUAUCGAAAUAAUUGACAAGUCAUUAAAUUAAUUGAGGAUCGAUCAGAUGACAGAUUGAUAAUCAACCGAAAGCAUCGUUAGUAGUCCGUAUCAUAGAUAAUCAAGAAGUCUAUGAAAAGGAUCAGUUAAAUCUAUUAGAUCUGUCGAUGAUCAGUCAAGACCAUUAUCACCUGUUUAUUGGGUAAAAGAAAGAUUGAUGAUUUAUCGACAUCAAAAAUGUAGUGGUAACAUUGACAAUCUAUGUAAUAGAUCGACCAUUGAUGCGAUUGGUACACUAGUAAAGAAAGUACAAGUACGACGAGAAGUGACAGAGACAGAGAAAGGGAGAGAGAGAGAGAAAAUGUAGUGCAGUGUGUUAGAUGCAUGGUGUAGGUUAAACGAGAUCGAUAAGGUUUACUCUGUACUCGUGCCGCGUGACACAGAAGGGUGAGGUUAUAUGAAAAUAGAGGGUUCGAAGAGAGGACCUUUUAUUUCCGUCCUUUUUCCUUUUUAACUUUAAGAAAGAAUGAGGAGGAGGUUCUUGGAUGCAACAGAAGGAGGAAAGGAUAUUCGUCUGAAGGCGUCUAAUGUAGACAUUGGAGGGUCGCGCACAGUUUAAGAGAGAAAGAGGAAGCGAGAGAGAGAGAAUGAGUGGCUGAAGGGGGUGGUAGUGGGUCGCCCUCCAUUUCCACCCCCGACAACUCGCAGGCGGUCGACGGGAGCUCGGUGGCACCCACUCACCCACCACCAGCAGAGCCAGCACCGCCGCCGCCGCCGCCCCCGGGCGUCCUCAUGCCAUGCCAACCAACGAGCCGGGGCCGCUUUCGCUUUGUGCGCACCGGGGCGGCGGUACAUCAAAGCCUUCUAGUUCCCGCUCCGGCCUUUGACGGCUGCGUCGCGGCCGCUCGCUCAGUCAUCGCUCGGUAGGCGAAGCCAGCACGCCGCGCGGAUGAGCUCGACGCCGUUGUCCUCGCGAGUCCUCGUCGGCCGGGAUCAACGAGAUCUCGCUAACCAGCCACGGAACUCGAUCGGGUUCAACAGUGUUCCUAACCUUGAUCAAAGGAGUCACUACGACUCCUCGUUCUAUCAACGGCGACGAGUACUCUAUAUGUUAAGAGGAAAGAGAUAAAAGAAUGUCGCCUCGCGGUAGCAAGUGCGCGCGUGUUAGCGGUAGCAAAGCUACCGCCACAUUGGAGAAGGAUCGCCGAGGUUCGAGGGAGUCUAGAACCUUCGAGGGAAACGAUAAGGAACGUCUUGAGCAACGGGAGGAGGAGAAUUACCAACAGCAGGAGAAUCACCAAAAGCAGCCAAUCGUUAAAAAAGAGUCAGCCGAGGGAAAGAAUAAUAAUAAUAAAAAGAAGAAGGCAUCAACGAUGACGAUGAAAAGACGGAGGAAGAGGAAGAAGAGGAAGAGAAAACCAGGCCGAGCGAAGACGACGCCGGAGACAGACGCGGCGGCAACGGCGGCAGCAACGGCGGCAGCGGCGGCGGCGUCGGCGGUUGCGGUGUUGGCGGUGCGCGAGGGUCGAUCAUGGAUCGGAGCGCGCAUGCGUCAACCCCUGGAGAGUACCGAAGGUGGCCUCGAGCAGCCCCGUGAAAACGGCACCCUGCUAAAACGACGGUGCUCGCAAAGCCCGCAUCGCGACCUCCUAUCCGAAAGCAGAAACCUUUCUAGCUCGCCCUGUUCCUCGCGUUCCACCUCUACAUGCACCUCCAGUUCCACUUCCUCCUCCUCCUCCUCCUCUUCCUCCUCCUCUCGCCCUUCCUCGAGGUCAUCCUCGGUGUCCAGUAGCGAGGGAUCUUCUUUGAUCGGUAGUCAACUGAAAACGUCGAAGAGCACACGGCUAUUUUGCAGAGACCGGAAACGGAAAGAAAAGAGACGCCGCGGUAGCCGCGAGUGUGCACGAGAAGAGACUAAGAAGGAAGAAGGGAAGGAGGAUAUUGUAACAGGGAAGGUGGAGGUAGAGGAGGAGGAGGAGGAGGAGGAAGAGGAGGAGGAGGAGGAGGAGGAGGAGGACGGCGACGAGGACGACGACGACGACGAGGAGGAGGAGGAGGGACCACCAGUGGGGGAACUCCAGACUCGAUCCGCGCCGCCGAUAACGUCGACUCCGAAUCCACCUCCCACACCCUCUACCUCUUCCAAUACAACCCCAGCAGCUGCUCCAUUACCCCCUCUCUCACCAUCCACCUCGCCGUCAGCUUCAUCCGAACCUCUCGUUGCCUCUUCUCCUUCCUCCUCAUCUUAUCGUGCCGAUUCUAGAAAUGAAAUCUCUGGUGCACGUCCGACCACUACCUCCUCCUCCACCACCUCCUCUUCACCUUUAGAAAAUAUCAGAAGCGCCUUGGAGUGCUACGAUCGCAGUAGAAUCUAUCUGGCGCACGUAUCCUUCUUGGACUGGCGUGAUGUACCUGGAAGACGACGUGGACACCUGGAGGAACACCGAAAACUUCAUGGUGCAACCUCGAGGAGUUCAGAAAGGUCUUCCGGGGAAAGAGUCUGGGUUGUUGGGGCUGCCGACCAUGAUGGACAUCAUAGGACUAGGUUGUUAGUGGCUGGUCGUCACUGGAGACCACGUUGUCUCAGUCGUGUGAAUAUGCUCAGCCAACCGGUGGUAUACGCCGGCGGUGGGAGAGGUUCCCUCACGGCUGAUCUCUUUCUAUGGUGGUUUCACCGUGAGUUCGCCGUAACUGCGAUGGCCAUGCAUCCAGACGGUGCUGUCCUCGUGGCUGAGAGCGCCGAUUAUCUACCUCCCGAAGGGGACUGCGUUGCGGCCGAUGGUCUUGUUAGACUCUUCGUCGUACCGAAGGAUUGUCUCGAAACAAGGAUCGUUGUAAGAGAAUUGAGAGUGAGGUUAGCAAUUGGAGCACUUACCAGAGUAUACCAUGGUGUAUAUCGAAGUAAAUUCUCAACGAUCGAACGAGAUGAUGAUAGAUUGGAGACUUAUCUUCGAAGAUUUACUCUCAAGGAAGCAUUCGCGGAUCUACACCGAGCCUGGUUGAGCGUACGAUCGGAAACAUUUGCCAGAAGUUGGGCCUUACCGAGGGAACGAGAGGAUGUAGAAUCACGUAUAGGUCGAUCUAACGUUACGGGAAACAACAACUCUAUCCUUCGUACUAUCGUUGCAUCUGCGGAAAGGGAAGAGGACAGGAUGCUGUUGGACGAACUCCGUGGAUUGGCUGGUGAGUUAGGUCUCAAAGUUGGUGACGAGGAACUUGCAAGAUGGAUCAUCGACGGGGAAGAACGAACGUCACGACGUUACGAUACCACCACCACCACCACCACUACCAUCGAUCUCGACGUCGAUCAAUCGCGCCUCGUCAAAAUCGAAUCCGAACGCAAAUCGAUCGAUCAGGAAUGCGAAUUCGAACAUGAGGACGAUGACGAUGACGAGGAAGAUGAACCGACGGCCGAGGAGACCGUCGGACUUCUCACCAGAGUUCUCACGUGGAUGGAAAGAGAACCAUUGGAUCCUGGACUCCUUCUUGCUGUUAGAUCAAUGCGCGAUAUAGCUGCUAUUAUGGCAAGCAAGAUGGGCCUAGCAGGGACGCAUCCAAGCGGGCUGCCCUUCUUCUGUCCGAACGGUGAUCACCUGACGCAACCACCGCCCGCCCACAUGGGUAUACCUCCGUAUGGGGCUUUGGAUGCUGGCAAAGCUGCCGCAGCGGCCGGUCUGACUAGGGCGCCGAUGUAUCCCUUUUCGACAGGCCAAUAUCCAUAUCCCAUGCUUAGCCCGGAAAUGACGCAAGUCGCCGCUUCUUGGCAUACCCCAAGCAUGUACCCUAUUUCACCAGCGAGUGCUGGCUUUCGAAGUCCUUAUCCAACGAGUUUACCGAUAACGAGUUCGAGUUUACCAAGUGAUCUCUACCGAUUUUCGCCGACGGGUCUGAUGCCACCGCAUCAUGGAUUGGGUCCUCACGCACAUGCGUUAGCGUCGCACGCAUUGGUGUCGUCAGCACCGAAAACGGAUCAUUCUACCUUGGAUCACAAUCACAGGUCUACGAUAGAACAGAAAAAUUCUACGUCGUUACCCGCGGACAACGCGAAAAACCAAGAUACAGGACAACAAAACAAUCAAGAUAAAAAGAAACCCCAUAUAAAAAAGCCUCUGAACGCAUUUAUGCUCUACAUGAAGGAGAUGAGGGCAAAGGUAGUAGCCGAGUGUACCUUAAAAGAAAGCGCUGCCAUCAACCAAAUAUUGGGAAGACGAUGGCACUCGCUAAGCCGGGAGGAGCAGGCGCGGUAUUAUGAGGCGGCCAGGCAGGAGCGCCAUCUGCACCAGCAACGAUACCCCGGCUGGAGUGCCAGGGAUAACUACGGAUAUGGCAGCAAGAAGAAGAAGAGGAAGAAAGAGCGCUCCGCAGAUCCCACCGGAGGUAACAAUAUGAAAAAAUGCCGUGCAAGGUACGGAUUAGACCAACAGAGCCAAUGGUGCAAACCAUGCAGACGUAAGAAGAAAUGUAUCAGGUACAUGGGGGAGGGAGGAGAAGGCGACGGUGAAGCCGACGGCGAAGGUGAGGACGAUCAUUCGGAGGAUAAUUUAGGCAGCGUGGGGGAGGCAGGUACUCCCGAGGAAGACGAAUCCUUGAGCAGUCCUGGAGGCUUGUCCGCAUUGUCGAGUCUGGCCAGUCCAUCGUUGGUGUUACCAUCACCUUCGAGCCUAGCCAGCCCGUGUCCAUGCCCUUUGACACCUCCGGUACCUCCUCCGCCCCUGCCGAACCCGAGUAAUCAACAACAACAGCAGCAGCAGCAACAGCAGCAACAGCAGCAACAGCAACAGCAGCAUCAGCAGGCUCAACAACAGGGCCAGCAACAGCCGCAUCGUAAUCCAGUUGGUACGAAUCCUCACGACAUCAACAAUCCGUUGAGUGUUAAUCAACUCACCGGACAGUGUAUAAAAAGUGAAGUCGUACCAGCACCACCCUCGGGUCCCUCCAAUCCAGCGAUCAGCGUUACGUAGCCCCGGGUGGACCCACGUGACAAGACUGUUGCAACACACGGUGUCAUCCAAGGGGUCCAUCUAUGUAUCUACUGUGCGCGACAGAGAGGCUGGACGAUGACGGUAACGAUGACGAUGACGAUGACGAUUAAUUCGAAGAGACAGGGUCGUUCGAUCAAUGAUAGAACGUCAUUGUUGAACGAAGUUAAAUCUUCGUUCGCCGGUCCUAUUAAUCUUCCUCCUCGUCUAUCGGCGUUAAUCGUAAUCGAGCAUGGACUAAUCGAGAAACGAUUGGAAAAGAAAAGAAAAAGAAGAAGAAAAAGAAGAAGACGAAGAAGAAGAAGAAAAAGACGAGGAAUGAGAAGGUUUUCUCUAUCGUCGUCAUCCUCGUCAUCGUCGAUGCCGCAGCGAAGUGCUCCUUCGACUUCGGUUCUUCGCCCUUUUUCAAUUGUCGUCGUCUCUUGUGUUGUUUCUAGCGAAAUAUACAAAGGAAAUGAAAAAAAAAUGAAAAAAGAAAUUAAUAAAAGGACGGACGAUCGAGCUUUUUUUGAUGCGUCGUUUACGAACGUUCUUAUAUAAAACACACGUAGGGUGUAUAUAUAUAUAUAUAUAUAUAUAUAUAUAUAUAUAUAUAUAUACAA